Loxodonta africana (African savanna elephant) is the source of this 14206-nucleotide messenger RNA. It is a transcript of the gene DNM1L, whose product is annotated as dynamin 1 like. The record is from RefSeq and is a predicted model, not a curated record. Gene Ontology annotation, cellular component: membrane; cytoplasm; microtubule. Gene Ontology annotation, biological process: mitochondrial fission; mitochondrial fragmentation involved in apoptotic process. Bases 100 to 2349 code for a protein of 749 amino acids. The transcript is spliced from 21 exons. Lineage: Eukaryota; Metazoa; Chordata; Mammalia; Proboscidea; Elephantidae. Gene Ontology annotation, molecular function: GTP binding; GTPase activity; microtubule binding.
AGAAGAGGGCGGAGGAGAGGAGAAAGGAGGCGGAUUCUGGGCCCUGUCCCCAUUCAUUGCCGUGGUUGGCCGGGCUGGGGUCUCGUCUUUUUGGGAGUUAUGGAGGCACUAAUUCCUGUCAUCAACAAGCUCCAGGACGUCUUCAACACGGUGGGCGCCGACAUCAUCCAGCUGCCUCAGAUCGUUGUGGUGGGAACGCAGAGCAGUGGAAAGAGCUCGGUACUAGAAAGCCUAGUGGGGAGGGACCUGCUUCCCAGAGGUACUGGUAUUGUCACUCGAAGACCUCUCAUUCUGCAGCUGGUUCAUGUUUCACCAGAAGAUAAACGAAAAGCAACAGGAGAAGAAAAUGACCCUGCUACAUGGAAAAACUCAAGACACCUUUAUAAAGGGGUCGAAGCAGAAGAAUGGGGUAAAUUUCUUCACACCAAAAAUAAGCUUUACACGGAUUUUGAUGAAAUUCGACAAGAAAUUGAAAAUGAAACAGAAAGAAUUUCAGGAAAUAAUAAGGGAGUAAGCCCUGAACCAAUUCAUCUUAAGAUAUUUUCACCCAACGUUGUUAAUUUGACACUUGUGGAUUUGCCAGGAAUGACCAAGGUGCCUGUAGGUGAUCAGCCCAAGGAUAUUGAGCUUCAAAUCAGAGAGCUCAUUCUUCGGUUUAUCAGUAAUCCAAAUUCCAUCAUCCUCGCUGUCACUGCUGCUAAUACAGAUAUGGCAACAUCAGAGGCUCUUAAAAUUUCAAGAGAGGUGGAUCCAGAUGGACGUAGAACCUUAGCUGUAAUCACUAAACUUGAUCUCAUGGAUGCGGGUACUGAUGCCAUGGAUGUAUUGAUGGGAAGGGUAAUACCAGUCAAACUUGGAAUAAUUGGAAUAGUUAACAGGAGCCAGCUAGAUAUUAACAAUAAAAAGAGUGUAACUGAUUCAAUACGUGAUGAAUAUGCUUUUCUUCAAAAGAAAUACCCGUCUCUGGCCAAUAGAAAUGGAACAAAGUAUCUUGCUAGGACUCUAAACAGGUUACUGAUGCAUCACAUCAGAGACUGCUUACCAGAGUUGAAAACAAGAAUAAACGUUCUAGCUGCUCAGUAUCAGUCUCUUCUGAAUAGCUACGGUGAACCUGUGGAUGAUAAAAGUGCUACUUUACUGCAGCUCAUUACCAAAUUUGCCACAGAAUAUUGUAACACUAUCGAAGGAACUGCAAAAUAUAUUGAAACUUCAGAACUAUGUGGUGGUGCUAGAAUAUGUUAUAUUUUCCAUGAAACUUUUGGGCGAACCUUAGAAUCUGUUGACCCACUAGGUGGCCUUAAUACUAUUGACAUUUUGACUGCCAUUAGAAAUGCUACUGGCCCACGUCCUGCUUUGUUUGUACCUGAGGUUUCAUUUGAAUUACUGGUCAAGCGGCAGAUCAAACGUCUGGAAGAGCCUAGCCUUCGUUGUGUGGAACUGGUUCAUGAGGAGAUGCAAAGGAUCAUUCAGCACUGUAGCAACUACAGUACACAGGAAUUGUUGCGGUUUCCUAAACUUCAUGAUGCCAUAGUCGAAGUAGUGACUUGUCUUCUUCGUAAAAGGUUGCCUGUUACAAAUGAAAUGGUCCAUAACUUAGUGGCAAUUGAACUGGCUUAUAUCAACACAAAACAUCCAGACUUUGCUGAUGCUUGUGGGCUAAUGAAUAAUAAUAUAGAGGAACAAAGGAGAAACAGGCUAGCAAGAGAAUUACCUUCAGCUGUAUCACGAGACAAGUCUUCUAAAGUUCCAAGUGCUUUGGCACCUGCCUCCCAGGAGCCCUCCCCUGCUGCUUCUGCUGAGGCUGAUGGCAAGUUAAUUCAGGACAGCAGAAGAGAAACUAAAAAUGUUGCAUCUGGAAGUGGUGGGGUAGGAGAUGCUGUUCAAGAACCAACAACAGGCAACUGGAGAGGAAUGUUGAAAACUUCAAAAGCUGAAGAAUUAUUAGCUGAAGAAAAAUCAAAACCAAUUCCAAUUAUGCCAGCUAGUCCACAAAAGGGCCAUGCUGUGAAUCUGCUGGAUGUGCCAGUUCCUGUUGCACGAAAACUGUCUGCCCGUGAACAGCGAGACUGUGAGGUGAUUGAACGACUCAUCAAAUCAUAUUUUCUUAUUGUUAGAAAGAAUAUUCAAGACAGUGUGCCAAAAGCAGUAAUGCAUUUUUUGGUUAAUCAUGUGAAAGAUACUCUUCAGAGUGAGUUAGUAGGACAACUGUAUAAAUCAUCCUUGUUGGAUGAUCUUCUGACCGAAUCUGAGGACAUGGCACAGCGUAGGAAAGAAGCAGCUGAUAUGCUAAAGGCAUUACAAGGAGCCAGUCAAAUUAUUGCUGAAAUCCGAGAAACUCAUCUUUGGUGAGGAGAUCUAGAUAAUUCUAGAGACUGUUAACUCACUAGUUACUGCCUACUUCAGUAGAAUUUUAUUUAUGGACUCCUGUGUACUGCAGUGGUAUGAAUCUGCUCAUGUGAAGACUGGCUAUAAAAUGAAAAGUGUACUCUGUAUUGCAGAACAAAUCAUAAAUUUAAUCCAAAUAAUAAAUGGCUAUUUCUAAAGUUUUCCAGUAUAUAUAAAAUACAUCAAGUCUUUCUGUGACAGUUUCAUUUGAACAUGAAAAGAACUGUUAAGUGUCCUAGUAGUACAAGCAGUUUGCUGCCUGUGGAUAAGAUGACCCAUGUAAUCUUUGUCAGUUGUCUUAAAGCUGCUGCCACAGUCCUUCAUGAAGAAAGUACCAAGACAACAUUUCAUUACAACUAUAAUGCAUGUACUGUAUAAACUGAUCUGGCUUUGAAAGAUAUGGUUGGACAAGCUACUCAUAUAGAGUCACUGUUUUCCACUUCUUGUCCUUCAGGUUUUUGUUUUGUUUUGUUUUGAGCUUCUCUGCAACCUUUCAUGUGUUAGUAAGAAAGCUGAAUAUGCACAAAAACAUUGGAAGUGAUGGGGUGUACAUAAUGUGCAGCUAGCAACAUAGUCCUUCCACUUCUGGGUCCAUGUUGCCCUAGAGCAUUAAAAGUUAAAAUACUCUUUGAUUCUUUCUUAAAUCUGGAAGCAUGAGUUACAAUUUCCUGCUUGAAACCACCAUCUAGACUUGACUUCCAAGGAGUUUCCCAGGAUCGAUGGCACUGGGUUUUUUUAGACUUGACUAGUCAGAUUUGAUAAUGAUGACCAGUCCUUUUAGUUUUUAGAAGUUUGAAUGAUAGUCUAAACUCCCUUUGGUUUGCAAAUACAGUAGCAGUAGUCAAGAUACAUCUUUAAAAUGGGGUUCUUACACCAUGUCCCCAAGAUUUACUUUGAGGUGGGACUGAAAACCAAAUAACUUUUGAUCAUUUAGGUUAUUAUUCUGUCUUUUCCCUUCUGUAAAGUACAGGUUGAUAGUAGCUACUUUUGAAAAGUUACAGAAAAACUGGUGGAGCUUACUUAAAGAAAAACAUAACAGACACACACACUCCUAAAGGCUACAGACUACUGAAUUGCAUUCAGGGGCUGGGGUUGGAGGUUUAGAACAUAUCCAUAUUUUAUUAAAGUUUUCCAGGUGAUUCUUGAAAUCUAUAAUCUACAUUAUAGAUUUUAAGAUAUUGGUAGAAAUCCAUAAGCCAUCCAGCUCCAUCUCUAACAGGUAACACCUUAAGUAGACAAAUUGUAUAUCACAGAUAUACUUAUGAAGGAUAUUGGCAGGAAAAUAUGAAUUAUGUUCUGUUAAGUUUAUGGUACCCAUUUACUAAGAAACAAAUAAGCUCAGCACUAAUCUCAAAUGUAAAAAACCCAGACAGGAUACUGAACAUCAGUUUUGAAAUUACGGCCAUCCACUUAUUUCAGAUAGUAGAUUAACUGACUACCAUUCUGAAUGUCAUGGCCUUCUAGCCUUUUGGAUUUGUAAGGAAAAAAUCUUACAGUGUACUUUUCUUCAGCAUAUCAAACAGAUUUCAACUUUUAAAAUCCUAGCUUUAAAGACAUGCUCUGGUAAUGUUCUUGCUCGUACUACAUUUUGUACAAAGAAAAACAGAGGCAAAAACUUAGGAAGAAGAAUCCUUUCCUUUGUUGGCCAUUACACUGAAGUUCUGAAAUGUAAAGAUGGCCUCUGACAUUUCUAAUGGAUACCUGUAUGCUGAUGCUCUGUAAAUAAAAUUGCUGGUAUGAAGUGACAUUGAUGUUUGUCAAUAAAUGAAUACUUCCUAAGGAAAACUGGUUUCAAGUUUACUUUCAGAAAAAGGUGGCUUUUGACACCGAAGUCUACCUUGGAACGUAACAAAACAGCUUACACUGUACCAAAGCUUUAUGACUGUCUUCCUAUUAGAUUCUCACAACUCAAUUGGGGUACUGUUACAUCUCCAUUUUUGUAUAUGAGGACACAGUGACUUGCUUCAAGUAAUCCUGGUAGUAAAUGGCUAGAAUUUGAACACUAAAGCUAUGCUUUGCUACCUGUAAGAUUUUCUAGAAGAAAUCUGAUUGUGAAGCAUAUUUUGGUAUGUGCUUCACUUGCUCCUCAGGGAAAUGGGGGUGCUAUUACUUUGAUUUAACAGGUGUGGAAACAGUUCUGGAGCAUUAACUUACCUAACGUAUGUUGAGCUGAACUGAGUCUUGAUUCCAAAUUCUUUAAGUCUGACCUGAUAACACCCCUUAACCGUGUAUCUGGACUUUGUUAUUAUACUGGAUAUUUGGUACGAUAUUUGCCUCUUUUUUUUUUUUUUAACUGGUUACAUAACUUUUCAGAUUAUGUCAAGCUGCAAUCUGCUUGAGACAGAAGUUGAAACUUAAAACUAAUUUCAGAGUUUCCAAAUUUAUAAAAUACUGCUACCCUUGUUGUCGUUAGGUGCCGUCAAGUCGAUUCCGACUCAUAGCGACCCUAUAGGACAGAGUAGAACUGCCCCAUAGAGUUUCCAAGAAGCAACUGGUGGAUUCGAACUACCAACCUUUUGGUUAGCAGCCAAGCUCUUAACCACUAUGCCACCAGGGCUCCACUGCUAUCUUAGUAACCAUUAAUAAAACAAGGCUGUGGAUUAAUAUAAUUAUACUGAAAUUCAGGGAAGGGAGUGGCCAACUGAAUUUCGACGGCAGUGGGGGAUGGGGAUAUAACACUAGUGAGAUCCUUGCUCCGUAUCUGAUAUAAAGACCAAGGCAGUUGCUGCGGAGUCUAUUCACCUAAUGUAAGAGUAUCCACAGUUCCUUAUACUAUCUCUUUUUCACUGUUCCUCAUUACUCCAAAAGAGAACAAAAGGGUAGGGUAGAAAAGAUGGCACUUAAGUCUUUCAUAAAGUUUAAUUUUUUACAAAAGAUUAACUCUGAAAGUCAUGGUUUUCUAUGGUAGUCCUUAAUGUUUGCAGAUCAAGAAGUAAAAUACUACAUCGUGACACAACCACCUCAUUAACCAACCUAUAUAAAUAGUGAAAUUACUCACACUGUGAGGCCUAGGGUAUACUCCAUUCUCUGUUUUUCUGAUUUACAUAAUUGAAGGUCUAAGUUCUGGAGCCAGCCUUUCACAUAUGAGAAUAAAUGAUGGAUAAAAUUUGUUUGAACAACCAGAAGGAUAUUUCAUCAUAGCUGAAGCCAUUUUAUAAUGUAGAAAUUCCUUUUUCCUAUUUUAAGCAGUGAAAGUCCAUUCUUGAGAAUAUGCUGUCCAACAACUAAAACACUCUCAGGGUUUGUGACUUGUCUGUGAUUUAUACUGACUCCGCCUUCUGUUAUCAUCCGAUACCUAAAAAUAGAAAUGUUUGGAAACUGGAUAAAUUCUCAAUCAUCGUUAACCAUCCCGAGAAUACAGAUACAACAUAACUUCACUUAAAUUUCAGAGGAUUUCCAAGCCAUUUAGCCCUGAAUUAUUAUCUUCAUGUUCACUCUACUUCUGCCUCCCCUUUAUGCUUUUCUAAAGGAGCAGAAUUACGGAACGGUAAGUUUCUGUUUAGUGGGGAAAAAUAGCUGGGAUGCCUUACAGCUCUUGCUAGAACUAUUUAGUUGGCUGUGGAGAAUCACUUUCUAGAGAUCUCCCCCAUUCUAAAAAAAAAAAAAAAAGGGAAAGAAAAUCAUAGAAAUUUCCAAAAAUUAAAGAGAACAAUGCCACUUUUAAUAAGCUACUCAAGAGAUAAAAGUCACAACUAUAGUGUUAUCUAUAGUAAUCUUUAGCAAACUUGCUUAUGAAACUAGAAAAUCUUUGCAAAUUAUAUUCUCAGCCUAUAUAUGUAACAGCAAAUUGUGCAGUAAAAUAAAUGUUUCUUUAAAGAUGAAAUUGGCUGAUUUUAAAAAUGGAAAUUCAGUAGCUGAUCUAGAUUACAAACAAAUUUUUUGAUGACCUACGCAAAACAAAAACCAAACCCAGUGCUGUCGAGUGGAUUCCGACUCAUAGCGACCCUACAGGACAGAGUAGAACUGCCCCAUAGAAUUUCCAAGAAGUGCCUGGUGGAUUCGAACUGCCGACCCUUUGGAUAGCAGCUGUAGCACUUAACCACUAUGCCACCAGGGAUUCCAGUCUAUGCAAAGGACAUAAGUUUUACUGAAGUUAUUUACAUUAUCAUUCAAUUUAUUCAAUAAGCAUUGACAGAGCUCUUACUAUAUACAAAUAUAAACAGUAUUGGAAUCUAGUGAAGAGAUCCAGAUAAAUAAAUGACAAUUAGAACAUACAGUGAAAAGUGCUAUAAAGAGCCAGAAGAGGCUGCUCUAGGAACACACUGGUUGGGUGGAUGUGACACCUAAACUCGGAGAGUGAGCAAUAGUUACCUUCAUAAACAGGGCAAGGAAACAUGGGAGUAACUAGAAAGAGGUAAGAGUUGAGAAAAAAUGAGGGCUUGAGCAUGAAUGGCGUGAAAGUUCUUACAUAAGGCAAAUGUGGCUUCUCUUACCUGAAUAUGUCACCAAAUGACAUUAAGCAGCAACUAUUCUACAUAGUUUUACGAAGUUCAACAGUAAAAGAAUCUCAAUUAAGAACGUACUUCUUUUUGUAGGAAGUAUUAUUUUAGGUUGUUUGCCACAGUUUCAGAUUAUGUUCUACUUUUUGUUUAAAUGCACAAAACCAACCCUAUUUAGCUUAUACAACUUAAAUCUCAAAAAUGUCAGCACACUGGCUAAAUCAAACACGGUGUCAUCUUAAGUAGAGGUAAAACUUCCAGUAUUAGUAAAUAAAUCACUAGUUUAGUAGAAAAUGAAAAAUACUUCCAGUGAGGAAAAUCUUAGAACCAGUGACUCACUAUAAGGGCGGUGUAUUACACCACCACAAAUUCAAUGCAUAGUAAAUACAUGAGCAUAUUAGGAAGCAUUAAGGUGGAAUGACAGGUGACGCAAAGGAAGAUGAGGGAUGCUCUGUGUAUAUAAAGCAAUGUAGGGCUCUUUGGUAUAGAAGCAAAUAAAACAACUGAAAGGAAACAGCACUCGUAAUACAACAAAUGUCAUUCCUAAUGACUGUGGGCUGAUGACUAUUUGAUUUAUGCUAAAAAUCCUGUAGCUGAGGCACCCAGGUUUUCUAAGUGACUAAUGCUUUCACUUUUACAUCACACUGUUCACUUACAAAUGAAGAAGCAUCAAUUAGAUAUACCAAAUUACUUUUUGUGGAACACCUUAUUCCCUACUGAUACCACAUCAUUAAGCAUUUAAAAUAUUCUACCUACUUCAUGUAGAAGAAAAACAUACAAUUCUCAAUAGGAACAAUAUGUAAUUUAUAGUAAGUCUUAGGAAGUUAGAUCAUAUACUUAUUUUACUUUUAGAAAGUCAACUAAUAUUUUAAAUGGGCUGAGCAGUCCCUCCUGCCACCUCCAAAUAAAGAGGAUACAGACCAGGGCCUCCGUAAUCUUCUCAAACUAACAACUUCCCUGAGCUGACUGAUCCCAGUCUAUAAAUGUGGUCCCUUAUGCAAGCCUCUUCCAAUGCUGAAGGAAAACUGACUGGGUUGGACUUAAUGAGAGACAGUACAGGACUACUGUACUUUACAGAAAAUUUAAGGUAUUUUCAAUGAUAACUAUUCUCAGUUUUUAUUUUAUUCUCUAACUUCGGCAAGUAAUGAGAUGCCAUUAUAGCAGGAAAACACCCUCUCUGAAAAGACAAACUGAAUUUUAACAUUUAAUGUUGAAUUAGCCGUGAAUUUAAAAGUUUAGUAACCUUACCCUCGGGGACCAUCUGGAAUUGCAUUUGCUUUGCGGCAAGUAUCUAGCACACUUGUUCCAGGGUCAAGAACUAAUUCAGAAAAUGAAGCUUCUUUGAACAACUCUUUUAACUCUUCAUCAGACAUGACCUCCAGUGCAUCUAUGCUAUUAUGAUAAAGGGCUUGUGUACACCUGAAAAACAAAUUUUUGAAAGCCAACUCAUGAGUGUUUAUUAAAAUACAUGUUAUAAUAUCCAACAACCAAUUAUGGAGUGCCUACUAUGUUUCAGACUGAAAGUUUCUGGAAUAGCAACAUCUACCUUUUAUAAUUUAUAAACUAAAUUUAGGACUUUUUUUCCCCAAAUACAGUCUAUUUCAAGCACUUAAGUCAAACACUGACAAUCCUUAUCAGUGCUAAAUGACAAGAUAACCCUAAAACAGCAUGGCUCCAAAUUUUCUCAAGUCUAUCAACUAAACAACGUCAUGAAAUGUAUUCUAAAAGCUUACCUUUUAGCAGAUUCUAGCCCUUCUCUCCCAUGAACAAGCUUUGUUACUUCUGCGGCAAGCCGCUUCUGAGGACCCCGCUUUUCUGGCUCUUUGACAUGCAGCUGCAUUAUGUGGUUAAUCUCUGAAAGGGGCAGAAAAGUGAAGAGCUUCAGGUACCUUAGGGACAAAAAAUAAAGUAUACAUUUAUAACAUACCUAAUUUUUAUCUCCAGCUCCUUUACACUUUAAACAUGCUGCUUACUUUUUAUAAUUUUUAAAUAUGAAAUAUAACAUGUAGAAAUGUACCGAAUAUAACAGACACCCAUGCACACACCAUCCAGACUGAAGAUGUUAAUAUUUUGCCACCUUUGUUUCAGAUCUUUUUUUAACAAUCAAAAUAGUAUAGAUACAGAUGAAGGCUCCAGCCCUUGCCCCAAGAGAGAGCCACUAAUCUAAACUUGUGGACAUCUUUCCCAAGCAUGUUUUUAUACUUUUGUUUUAUGUGCAUGUAACCCACAAGCAGUACUGUGUAAUUAAAAAAUUUACAUAAAUAUUUUAUAUGUAUCCUCUUUAAAUCUUUUCAUUGGUGAACUAUAACACAGAAAAGUAUCUAGAUCAUAAACAUGCAGCUUAAUAAAUUAUUAUAAAGCAAACAUUUAUGUAACUAUCACCUUAGUCAAGAAAUACAACACUGGCUGAGGACCAUAGUCUCAGGGGACAUCUAGCUCAACUAGUUUAUAAAGAAAAUAUUCUACAUCCUAUUUGUUGAGUAGCUUCUGGGGUCUUAAAAGCUUGUGAGCGGCCAUCUAAGUAACUCCACCACUGGUCUCACCCUGUCUGGAGCAAGGGAGAAUGAAGAAAACCAAAGACACAAGGCAAAGAUUAGUUCAAAGGUCUAAUGGACCACAGCUACCACAGCCUCCACCAGACUGAGUCCAGCACUAGAUGAUGCCUGGCUACCACCACCAACUGCUCUGUCAGGGAUCACAAUAGAGGGUCCAUGGCAGAGCUGGAGGAAAAUGUAGACCAAAAUUCUAACUCACAAAAAGAAAAAAAAAAAGACCAGACUUACUGGUCUGACAGAGAGUGGAGAAACUCUGAGAGUAUGGCCCCCAGACAUCCUUAUGGCUCAGUACUGAAGUCACUCCUGAGGCUCAUCCUUCAGCCAGAGAUUAGACAGGCCCAUAAAACAAAACGAGACUAAAUGGACACACCAGCCCAAGGGCAAGGAUGAGACAGGAAAGGUGGUAACAGUGAACCCAAAGUUGAAAAGGAGAGAGCAGUGAUAUGUUGUGCAGUUGGCAACCAAUGUCACAAAACAAUACGUGUAUUAAUUGUUUAACGAGAAAACCAAUUUGCUCUGUAAACCUUCAUCUAAAAAGUACAAUAAAAAAAAGAAACAACAUUGCCUCUACUCAAAAAAGCCCAAAUCUAUCACAAUCCUUCACCCUCCAAGUUAACGACUAUACUGCCUUUAUGGUAAUCAUUUCCUUGUUUUUCCUUAUAAUUUUACCAUCUCAGUAUGGCUCCCUAAACAGUUAUCACUUAGUUUUGCCUGUUUCUAGACUUCAUAUAAACAGAAUGAUACAGAAUAUAUUUUUGCAUUUGGCUUCUUUGGCACAUCAUUAUGUUGUGUGUACAGCUGUUUCAUAGUAUGAAUACUCUAUAAUUUAUUUAUUUAGUCUAUUGUGGACAUGUGGUUUUUUUCUAUUUUUGGACAAUUACUAGUAAUGCUGUGAAUAUCCCCAUUGAGUAGAAGAGAAUCUUUCUAUACCAUGAAUAUGAUACAGGGAGCCCUGGUGGCACAGUGAUUAAAGUUCUCAGCUGCUAACUGAAAGGUCAGUGGUUUGAACCCACCAGCUGCUCUGUGGGAUAAAGAUGUGGCAGUCUGCUUCCGUAAAGAUUACAGCCUUGGAAACUCUACGGGGCAGUUCUACUCUGUCCUCUAACUCUCCAUUUAUGUAGGUCAUCUUUAUUUUCACUCAACAGUGUUUUUUAAUGUUCUGCAGGAAGGUCUUAUAUUAAAAAAAAACUUUUUAGGGAUUAUUCCUAAAGUAUUUUGAUGAUAUAAUAGUAUUAAAAACGGUAUUUUCUGAAAAAUUUACUUUCUCUUUGUUGUAGAUGUAUUUGUUUUCUCAUUAAUUUAUUUGGUUUUAAGAGUUUAAGGCAAUCUGAAUGAAUGAAGAAAUAAAUCACUUUAUCCCCUGUUCGCAAUCCUCUUCUGAAUGUGGCUCCAAUUCCUGAGAGUUCCCUGUCAGUGUACUGCUUCAACCACUUUUGAAUUAUCUUCAGCAAAAUUUUACUUGCAUGUGAUAUUAGUGAUACUAUUCAAUAAUUUCUGUGUUCUGUCGGGUCACCUUUUUUUUAGAAUGGGCGUAAAUAUGGAUCACUUCCAGUCAGUUAGCAGUAACUGUCUUCCAAAUUUCUUGGUGAGUGCUUCCAGCGUUCCAUCCGUUUGUUGAAACAUCUCAACUGGUAUUCAGUCAAUUCCUGGAGAUUUUCUUUUCCACCAAUACCUUCAGUGCAGCUUGGAUUUCUGCCUUCAUUACGGUUCUUGAUCAUAUGGUACCUCCUGAGAUGGUUAAACGUCCACCUGAUCUUUCUUGGUACAGUGAUUCUGUGUAUUCCUUCCACCUUCUUUUGAUGCUUCCUGCAGGAUUCAAUAUUUUUCCCAUAGAAAAACCUUCAAUAUUGCAACCCGAGGCCUGAAAUACCAGAAAGAUGUUUAGCUGUGUUUUAUUGAUUAUGCAAAGGCAUCCGACUGUUGAUUAUAACAAAUUAUGGAUAACACUACAAAGAAUGGGAAUUCCAGAACUCUUAAUUGUGCUCAUGAGGAACCUAUAUGAAGAACAAGAGGCAGUCAUUGGAACAGAACAAGAGGAUGGUGCAUGGUUUAAAUAUCAUGAAAGGUGUGUGUGAGGGUUGUAUCCUUUCACCAUACUUAUUCAAUCUGUAUGCUUAGCAAAUAAGCCAAGAAGCUAGACUAUCUGAAGAACAUGGCAUCAAGAUUGGAGGAAAACUCAUUAACAACCUGUGAUAAGCAGAUGACACAACUUUACUUGCUGAAAAGAGAACUUGAAGCACUUGUUGAUGAAGAUCAGGGACUACUGCCUUCAAUAUCAUUUACACUUCCAUAUAAAUAAAACAAAAAUCCUCGCAACUGGACCAGUAAACAACACCUUGAUAAUAAUGAAGUUGUCAAGGAUUUCAUUUUACUUGGAUCCACAAUCAACCCCCAUGGAAUCAGCAGUCAAGAAAUCAAACAAUUUUGAUUGGGCAAUCUGCUAUGAAAGACCUCUUUAAAGUGUUAAAAACCAAAGAUGUCACUUUGAGGACUAAGGUGUGCCUGAACCAAGUCAUGGUAUUUUCAAUUGCGUCAUGAACAUUCAAAAGCUGGACAAUGAAUAAGGAAAAACAAAGAAGAAUUGAUGUCUUUGAAUUAUGAUAUUGGCAAAGAAUACUGAAUAUGCCAUGGACUGCCAGAAGAACAAACAAACCUGUCUCGGAAGAAGUACGGGCAGAGUACUCUUUAGAAGUGAGGAUGGCGAGACUUUGUCUCACAUACUUUGGAUGUGUUAUUAAAGGGACCAGUCCUUGGAGAAGGACAUCAUGCUUGGUAAAGGAGAGGGCAAGGGAAAGAGGAAGACCCUCAAUGAGAUGGAUUGACAGAGUGCUAGACAAUGGGCUCAGGCAUAGCAACAACUGGGAGGACAGCCCAGAAACAGGCAGUGUUUCCUUCUGUUGUAUACAAGGUUGCUAUGAGUCGGAACUGACUUGAUGGCACCUGACAACAACAACAAAUCAUUAAAAAAAAAAAAAAAUUUAUAGCUGUUUUAUGCUCCAUUAAAGAAAAAGAAUUUUAGAGUCACAUUUGUGAGAGAAUAGAGAUGAAGGGAAAAUAAGGAUAGUCAAGUUUAAAAUGAAAAGAGUGAAUAACUAGAACAUGCAAGUGGCAAAGUCUUCAAGGCUUAUUCAAUGUAGGUCACAAACUUGGCUCUAACUUUUCUAGCAAGUAGAAUGGGUUUCUGCUUUUUGUAACUUAUCUGUUCUUUAGAAGACAGUUAAUCUAAACAGUGUGGUACUGGCGUUAAGGACAGACAUAUAGACCAAUGGAAUAGAACUGAGAAUCCAGAAAUAAACCCAUACGUCUAUGUCCAAUUACUUUUGACAAGGGUGUCAAGUCCAUUCAGUGGGGAAAUGGUCUCUUCAACAAAUAGUUCUGAGACAACUGGAUAGCACAUGCAAAAGAACCAAGUGGGACCUCUACUUCAUACCAUAUACAAAAAUUAACUCAAAAUGAAUAAUGACCAAAAUACAAGAACUAAAAUUCUUAGAAGAAAAUACAGUGUUACAUCUUCAGAACCUUGUGUCUGGAAAUGCAUUCUUAGAUACGACAUCAAAAGCAUGAGCAACAGAAGUAAAAAUAGAUACACUGAACUUCAUUAAAAUUAAAAACUUUUGUGCAUCAAAGAACAUUAUCAAAAAGUGAAGACAAUCUACAGAAUGAGAGAAAAUAUUUACAAAUCGUGCAUCUGCUAGGAAUUCACUAUCCAGGAUACACCAAGAGCUCUUCCGACUCAACGAUAAAAAGACAAACAACCCAAUCAACAAAUAGGCAAAGGAAUUUAAACAGACAUUUCUCCAAAGAUGUACAAAUGGCCAACAGGCACAUGAAAAGAUGCUCAACAUUAGUCACUAGGGAAAAAAUCAAAAUCACAAUUUGAUACUACUUACACCUAAGUCGGAAUCGACUCGAUGGCACUGGGUUUUUUUUACACCCACUAGGGUGGCUAUUAUUAAAAAAAACAAAUGAACAUCGGCUAGGAUGUGGAGAAAUUGGAACUUUCGUGCAUUGGUGGUGGAAAUAUGCAAGGGUGACGCCACUGUGGAAAACAGUUUGGCAGUUCCUCAAAAAGUUAAACAUAAAAUUACCAUAUAACUCAGCAAUUCCUCGCCUGGGUAUAUUUCCAAAAGAAUUGAAAGCAGGAACUCAAACAGACACCAUGUUCAUCACAGCAUUACUCACAACAGCCAAAAGGUGGGAACAACCCAAGUGUUCAUCAACAGGCAAUGGAUAUACAAAAUGUGGUAUACAUGUACAACUGAAUACUAUUCAGCCAUAUAAAAAGGAAUGAAGUUCUGAUGUAUGAAUCUUGAAAACAUUAUGCUAAGUGAAAUAAGCCAGACAUAAAAGGACAAAUAUUACAUGAUUUCACUUAUAUGAAAUACCUAGAAUAGGCAAAUUCUUAGCGACUGGAAAGUAGAUCAUAGGUUACCAGAGGCUGGGGGGACAGGGACGUGGAAGAGUUACUGCUUAACGAAUACAAAGUUUUUGUUUUGGAUGGUUAAAAAAAGUUUUGGAAAUAGACAGUGGUGAUAAUUUUAUAACACUGUGAAUGUAAUUAAUGCUGCUGAAAUGUACACUUAAAAACUGGUAAAAUGACAAAUUUUAUGUUUUAUGUAUUUUACCAAAUAAAAUUAAAAGAAAAAAAACCCAGUAUUUUCUAUACCCCCCCUCGAUUCAAACCUUUACCAAAAACACUUCUUUUUAAAAUGGAAACUUUUAAAAAGUAUUAAGAAAAGCAAUUAAUUAUAAUGUUCUGGUGAGGUAAUGGUUUAUGCCUUAAAUAGAAAGUAAGCAAAAAAAAAAAAAAAAAAAAAAACCAUAAAA